GCCUCCAUGCAAUUACCCAUGCACCGCGCUUGACAUCACCCACACUUUGGUCCGUUGCGUCAGCAGUUUUGAUUAAAUGAAGCGGUCGUCUAGGGGAACAGAACUCGGAAAUCUCUCUCUCUCAAUCUUCUCCCUUUUCUCGAUUCCAAUCUUGCCUUAAGUAAACCCUAGAGCUCGGGCAGAGAAAGGAAAGAGGGGCCCUUCUUAUAUACCCGCGACCCCCUUCGGCUUCUUCCCCACCCUAAGCCUAAUCGUGGUCGCCAGCAUUAGUGCAUGGGAGCUGCUGAGGUGAUCUGGGAAGAGGCAGCCAAGGGACAGUACCUGUGUGAAGAUGGUUCUAAAUGUCGACCUCAAUGUGCCACCACUGGAGAGCUGGAUGCCGAAUGGAGCUUCCGGUUCUGCCCAUCCAUGGGAAUCGCAGGGAGUUACUGUUCCUGUCAAUCCUCAGUGCGGUCAUUCCACCAGAGGGCAGCAAGGGGCGGUGCUCACAUCCAAUAAUGGGUUAAGGAGUUCGCCCAUUGAUGUAGAGGCACUUGAGGAUGACGUUGAGAUGUUCUCUUCCUUGAGAGGAUUUCCUCAAACAAGGAACCGUGCCAGGAGGAACCAACCUGUGACGGUAGUCCUAGAUGAAGAUCUUGAAACGAGACCAAGACACUCAGGGGUCACCAUUGGGGAACCGGUGACCACAUUAUCCCUCAACACUCAUAACAGGCGUGAAAGGAUUCCAACAAACAUGACUAUAAUUAAUUGUGAUCUUGAUCUGGAUCCAGAAGAAGAGAGUGAUGCAAAGGUCAGGAUGAUUACUUCAAUUGAAUCCAGCUGCUGCUAUAAGAUGAUAUCUAUCUGGCAUUUUGAGUGCAUGUAUGUGCACGUGAUGAAAGCGUAUCAACACUUGAAGUCUUUGGGUGAUACAAUGGAACUGUCAAACGUAAACGGAAACCCUUGGUUUUAUGUAUAUUUCUCUCUUGUUAUUUAGAGAUGGUCAUGUGGAUGCUCCACCUUCUGAUACAAAGGUGGAAACUCCUUCACAACGUACCGAUGCCAACUACUGAAGUAACAAGUGCACCUUAAGUGGGUGCCUUAUCUACAAACAAAUACUAAUCUAUGAUCUAUCUCCAUCAAUCGUCAUCACUCGAAUGUUAUAGGACGAUAUCUAUUUGGCAUUGUGAGUACAUGAAUGUUCAUGUAAUGGAAGCUUGUUAUUGCUUGAGGUGUUUUUGGGUGAUGCAAUGUGAACUAUCAAAUAUAAAUGGGAACCUUGGUCUCA
This is a messenger RNA of Elaeis guineensis (African oil palm), 1267 nucleotides long. RefSeq lists its product as uncharacterized. Gene Ontology annotation, molecular function: SUMO-ubiquitin ligase activity; SUMO binding; ubiquitin protein ligase activity. The record is from RefSeq and is a predicted model, not a curated record. Gene Ontology annotation, cellular component: SUMO-targeted ubiquitin ligase complex. NCBI's taxonomy places the organism in Eukaryota, Viridiplantae, Streptophyta, Magnoliopsida, Arecales, Arecaceae. Gene Ontology annotation, biological process: ubiquitin-dependent protein catabolic process.